This is a messenger RNA of Miscanthus lutarioriparius, 393 nucleotides long. NCBI's taxonomy places the organism in Eukaryota, Viridiplantae, Streptophyta, Magnoliopsida, Poales, Poaceae. The record is from the annotation of a GenBank genome assembly.
AUGGUCGCCGGGCUGCCGCCCGGCUGCGGCGUGCUGGAGCUCAAGUCACGGCUGGAGGCGUAUGGCCCCAUCGCGCGGGCCCGCGUCGACGCCUCAGCGGCCACCGGGUACGUCACCUUCCGGUCCGGUGCGGCCGCCGUGGCCGCCAUUGCCGCGUCCGUCGACCCCGGUGGAGGCAUCGCCAUCGGAUCCAAGAAGGUUUUAGUCGUACAGGCCAGCGAGGCACCACAUAACUCAAGAACCACAAUAAGGGCUGCUGAACCCGCAGGGCGAUCGUCACACGAUGCAACGGUGAAGAACGUUACUGAUAAUUCAGCCAUCCUGAGCUCCAAAGCAGCUUCUGGAGCGACUUACAAGGUGCGGGAAAUAGUCGCCUAUGAUGAUCUGUUCUAG